AACCCAGAGACGGGGAAGUCCAAGGUCACACAGCCGGCUCGAAGUGAAGCUAGAUAAAACUCAAAACAGGGCGGUACUUCUGACCUUGAGAUAAUCAAUUGUACCCCUCUGGUCAACCAGACGCCAUUGGUGGAGCCAGGGUGGAGGUGGGAACUGAGUCCCAUGCACCUUUUGAGGCUCCGUCGCCACACUCAAGAUGACGACACACUGAGCCCUGUUCUGCGGUUAGACACAUUCAAGAUGGCGGUACACACUCCGGUUCCGGUUCCGGUGGCUCAGCUCCCCGCCCCCGGCCCGGACACGCUGAGCACACUGGAAGGAGUCAUGGCGGAUGGUCCGGUGGUGGAACUGCUGCUCCGGCGGCUGGAGGCGUCUGAUGGCGGCCUGGACAGCGCCGAGUUGGCGGCUGAGCUGGGCAUGGAGCACCAGGCGGUGGUGGGCGCCGUGAAGAGCCUUCAGGCGCUGGGCGAGGUCAUCGAGGCUGAACUUCGGUCCACCAAGCGCUGGGAGCUUACUGCGGAGGGUGAGGAGAUUGCCCGGGAGGGCAGCCAUGAGGCCCGUGUGUUUCGAAGCAUUCCCCCAGAGGGCCUGGCCCAGAGCGAGCUUAUGCGACUGCCCAGUGGCAAAGUGGGCUUCAGCAAGGCCAUGUCCAACAAGUGGAUCCGGGUGGACAAGAGUGCGGCUGACGGGCCCCGGGUGUUCCGAGUGGUGGACAGCAUGGAGGAUGAGGUGCAGCGGCGGCUCCAGCUGGUCCGGGGGGGACAGGCUGAGAAGCUGGGGGAGAAGGAGAGGAGCGAGCUGAGGAAGAGGAAGCUGUUGGCUGAAGUGACCCUGAAGACCUACUGGGUGAGCAAAGGCAGUGCCUUUAGUACCAGCAUCUCCAAGCAAGAGACAGAGCUGAGCCCAGAGAUGAUCUCCAGUGGCUCUUGGCGGGACCGGCCCUUCAAGCCCUACAACUUCUUGGCCCACGGUGUCCUCCCCGACAGCGGCCACCUUCACCCGCUGCUCAAGGUCCGCUCCCAGUUCCGACAGAUCUUCCUGGAGAUGGGGUUCACCGAGAUGCCGACUGAUAACUUCAUUGAGAGCUCCUUCUGGAACUUUGACGCCCUCUUCCAGCCCCAGCAGCACCCAGCCCGUGACCAGCACGACACCUUCUUCCUUCGAGAUCCAGCGGAGGCCCUGCAGCUCCCAAUGGACUAUGUCCAGCGGGUCAAGCGGACCCACUCUCAGGGCGGCUACGGCUCACAGGGGUACAAGUAUAACUGGAAGCUGGACGAGGCCCGGAAAAACCUACUGCGAACCCACACCACAUCAGCCAGCGCCCGUGCGCUCUACCGCCUUGCCCAGAAGAAGCCCUUCACUCCGGUCAAGUACUUCUCCAUCGACCGCGUAUUCCGGAAUGAGACCCUGGACGCCACGCACCUGGCUGAGUUCCACCAGAUCGAGGGCGUGGUGGCCGAUCAUGGUCUCACCUUGGGCCACCUCAUGGGCGUUCUGCGGGAGUUCUUCACCAAGCUGGGUAUCACGCAACUCCGCUUCAAGCCAGCCUACAACCCAUACACAGAGCCCAGCAUGGAGGUGUUCAGCUACCACCAAGGCCUGAAGAAGUGGGUGGAGGUCGGAAACUCGGGGGUCUUCCGUCCAGAGAUGCUGCUGCCCAUGGGGCUUCCCGAGAACGUGUCGGUCAUUGCCUGGGGCCUCUCCCUGGAGCGCCCAACGAUGAUCAAAUAUGGCAUCAACAAUAUCCGGGAGCUGGUGGGCCACAAGGUGAACCUGCAGAUGGUGUAUGACAGUCCCCUGUGCCGCCUGGAUGCCGAGCCGAGGCCCCCUCCCACACAGGAGGCUGUGUGACAUGGGCCACUCUAGGACAGGUCAUCCUCCCCGAGUCCCUCCUGCUGCGCUCCUUUGCAUCCCUGGCCUUGUAUUUAUGAGGCCUCUGUGAGGCCAGCCCCCACCUUCGUCUUUCCCACCUGUCCCAGGACCAGAAUCCCAGGGACACAGGACUGGGUAGCAGGUUCCUUCUGUUGUCCUGUGUGGUGUGUCUACUGUGAGGGUGGGCCCUGAGGAGACCUGUGGGCCACCUACUAUCUAAUAAAGUGGGCAGUUGCCCCC
Molecule: messenger RNA, 2112 nt
Organism: Gorilla gorilla gorilla (western lowland gorilla)
Lineage: Eukaryota; Metazoa; Chordata; Mammalia; Primates; Hominidae
Gene: FARSA
Product: phenylalanyl-tRNA synthetase subunit alpha
Exons: 13
Coding region: 163-1851 (562 amino acids)
Biological process (GO): phenylalanyl-tRNA aminoacylation
Cellular component (GO): cytosol; cytoplasm; phenylalanine-tRNA ligase complex
Molecular function (GO): tRNA binding; phenylalanine-tRNA ligase activity; ATP binding
Source: RefSeq, a predicted model, not a curated record